ACAUGGCCCAGAACCAUCUCUCGAAUUAUCAAGGAAUAUAAAAUUGAUACUCAACCCUCCAUGAUCACACAGCUGUUCACAAUAACUUUUUGAGUAUCACAGCAUGUGUUUUUAUUAUCAAUAUAUCUUUUGACCUUGGAAGUCGCAGAUAAUUUCAAGAACUAAGAAGAAAAGCUGAUGUAUUCACUUACAUCAUUGAAGCGUGUCAGUUUGAACAAUGUAUAACUAUAUAUAUGUCUGCAAGUCAAAACAGUUAGGCUUACCUAUCAAUUAGACUUUUGAGUUUCUGAUAACAGAGAGCUCAAACUCAUUAAGCCACAGCCAUGGCUAAUAUGGCUGGAGCAGACGAGAUUGAGUCGUUGAGAGUGGAGCUUGCAGAGAUUGGAAGAAGCAUCAGAUCAUCGUUCCAUAGACACACCUCGAGUUUCAGAAGCGGCUCUUCGAGGUAUGAACCUGAUCAUGAUGGUGAGGGCAAUGAUACUAAUGCAGAGUAUGCUCUGCAAUGGGCUGAGAUCGAGAGAUUGCCAACCGUGAAACGCAUGAGAUCGACUCUCCUUGAUGAUGGUGAUGAGUCCAUGACUGAGAAAGGAAAAAGAGUCGUUGAUGUCACGAAGCUUGGAGCCAUGGAACGCCAUCUGAUGAUUGAGAAACUCAUCAAACACAUUGAGAAUGAUAAUCUCAAGUUGCUCAAGAAAAUCAGGAGAAGAAUAGACAGAGUUGGAAUGGAGUUACCGACCAUAGAAGUGAGGUAUGAGGGUUUAAAAGUGGAGGCAGAGUGCGAGAUUGUUGAAGGGAAGGCACUUCCAACACUGUGGAACACUGCUACGCGUGUUUUGUCUGAACUGGUGAAGCUCACUGGUGCAAAAACACGAGAAGCCAAGAUAAGCAUUCUUAAUGAUGUCAAUGGCAUUAUAAAACCGGGAAGGUUAGUAGUCGUCUUCUUGCAAGUUCUGAUCAAACCUUUAUGCCAUCAAAGUGUGUUUAAUAAAUCUUCUUGCUCUUGCAGGUUAACAUUGUUGCUUGGUCCUCCUGGAUGUGGAAAAACGACUCUGUUGAAGGCCUUAUCAGGAAACUUAGAAAAUAAUCUAAAGUGUUCAGGUGAAAUCUCCUACAAUGGGCAUAGACUUGACGAGUUUGUUCCUCAGAAAACAUCGGCGUACAUAAGCCAAUAUGAUCUGCACAUUGCUGAGAUGACAGUGAGGGAGACAGUCGACUUCUCAGCUCGUUGUCAGGGUGUUGGAAGCCGAACAGAAAUUAUGAUGGAAGUUAGUAAAAGAGAAAAGGAAGCAGGAAUCAUUCCUGACACAGAAGUGGAUGCUUACAUGAAAGCAAUAUCUGUUGAAGGACUUGAAAGAAGUCUGCAAACAGAUUACAUCUUGAAGAUUCUUGGACUCGACAUUUGUGCAGAAACUUUGAUUGGAGAUGUGAUGAGGAGAGGCAUAUCAGGGGGCCAGAAGAAGCGUCUUACCACAGCCGAGAUGAUCGUUGGUCCAACAAAGGCACUGUUUAUGGAUGAAAUAACAAACGGCUUAGACAGUUCCACGGCUUUUCAGAUUGUUAAAUCUCUUCAGCAGCUGGCUCACAUAUCAAACGCUACUGUUGUUGUUUCGCUUCUUCAACCUGCUCCAGAGUCCUUUGACCUCUUUGAUGACGUUAUGCUGAUGGCCAAGGGGAAAAUAGUGUAUCAUGGCCCACGUGGUGAGGUCCUGAACUUCUUUGAGGAGUGUGGAUUCCAAUGCCCUGAAAGGAAAGGUGUUGCAGACUAUCUCCAGGAGGUUAUAUCAAGAAAAGACCAAGUUCAAUACUGGCGUCACGAGGAUUUACCUUAUAGCUUUGUCUCAGUAGACAUGUUGUCGAAGAAAUUCAAGGACUUCAGUAUAGGGAAAAAGAUUGAGGAAGCUCUGUCUAAACCAUAUGAUAGAUCAAAAAGCCAUAAGGAUGCUCUUUCCUUCAGCGUGUACUCUCUACCAAACUGGGAGAUGUUUAUAGCUUGCAUAUCAAGAGAGUAUCUUCUCAUGAAGAGAAACUAUUUCGUCUAUAUAUUCAAGACGGGUCAGCUUGUGAUGGCAGCAUUCAUUACUAUGACUGUGUUUAUCCGAACAAGGAUGGGUAUUGAUAUCCUUCAUGGAAACUCUUACAUGAGUGCCCUCUUUUUCGCCGUCAUUAUCCUUCUUGUUGAUGGAUUCCCUGAGUUGGCUAUGACGGCUCAACGCUUAGCUGUAUUUUACAAACAGAAGCAGUUGUGUUUCUAUCCAGCAUGGGCUUAUGCAAUCCCUGCAACGGUGUUAAAGGUCCCACUCUCGUUACUUGAAUCAUUCGUUUGGACUGGACUCACUUACUAUGUCAUUGGGUACACCCCUGAAGCCUCCAGGUUCUUCAAGCAGUUCAUUCUACUAUUUCUUGUUCACUUCACUUCGAUAUCCAUGUUCCGGUGUCUAGCUGCAAUCUUCCAGACAGUAGUUGCCUCAGUCACAGCUGGCAGUUUUGGUAUAUUAAUCACAUUUGUCUUUGCCGGUUUUGUCAUUCCACCACCUUCUAUGCCGGCAUGGCUCAAGUGGGGUUUCUGGGCAAAUCCAUUGAGUUACAGUGAGAUUGGGCUAUCGGUAAAUGAGUUUCUUGCUCCAAGGUGGAGCCAGAUACAACCAAGUACUAAUCUUACCUUGGGGAGAAGCAUACUCGAAAGCCGUGGACUGAACUACGAUGGUUAUAUGUAUUGGGUAUCACUCUGUGCCUUGGUGGGUUUCACUGUGCUCUUCAACACAAUUUUCACUCUGGCGCUGACGUUUUUGAAAUCACCGACAUCAUCACGAGCCAUGAUCUCACAAGAAAAACUCUCUGAGCUGCAAGGAACAGAAGGUACAACAGACUACUCUUCCAUCAAGAAAAAGACUACAGAUUCCCCUGUAAAAACAGAAGGCAAGAUGGUGUUACCUUUCAAGCCCCUCACUGUGACAUUUCAAGAACUGAACUACUUCGUUGACACUCCAGUGGAGAUGAGAGAGCAAGGAUUUGCUAACAAGAAGCUGCAACUUCUCACAGACAUCACCGGAGCUUUCCGUCCGGGAAUCCUAACGGCGUUGAUGGGAGUGAGCGGCGCCGGAAAGACCACACUCCUCGACGUCCUAGCCGGAAGAAAGACCAGCGGAUACAUAGAAGGCGACAUCAGAAUCAGCGGCUUCCCUAAAGUCCAAGAAACGUUCGCUAGAGUCUCAGGCUACUGCGAGCAAACAGAUAUUCACUCACCAAACAUCACCGUCGAAGAAUCCGUUAUCUACUCCGCUUGGCUCCGUCUCGCUCCUGAGAUCGAGUCCGCAACCAAAACCGAAUUCGUGAAGCAAGUGCUGGAGACGAUCGAGUUAGACGAGAUCAAGGAUGCUUUGGUGGGAGUCGCCGGAGAGAGCGGAUUAUCGACGGAGCAGAGGAAACGGCUUACGAUCGCGGUGGAGUUGGUGGCGAAUCCGUCGAUCAUCUUCAUGGACGAGCCUACGACGGGACUCGACGCAAGAGCAGCCGCCAUUGUUAUGAGAGCUGUGAAGAACGUAGCUGACACUGGACGAACCAUCGUCUGCACUAUUCAUCAGCCUAGCAUCGAUAUUUUCGAAGCUUUCGACGAGUUAGUCCUUCUUAAAAGAGGUGGUCGCAUGAUCUACACAGGACCACUAGGCCAAAACUCAUGUCACAUUAUCGAGUAUUUUGAGAAUGUUCCUGGAGUUCCUAAAAUAAGAGACAACCACAAUCCAGCAACAUGGAUGCUUGAUGUUAGUUCACAAUCUGCUGAAGUUGAACUUAGUGUCGAUUUCGCUAAAAUCUACAAUGAGUCCGCUCUUUUCAAGAGCAACUCAGAGCUUGUGAAACAGUUGAGCCAACCAGAUUCAGGGUCAAGUGAUUUACAGUUUAAAAGAACUUAUGCACAGAGUUGGUAUGGACAAUUCAAAUCCAUUUGGUGGAAGAUGAACUUGUCUUACUGGAGGAACCCUUCUUAUAACCUGAUGCGUUUGAUUCACACAUUAAUCUCUUCUUUGAUCUUCGGCGCACUCUUUUGGAAACAAGGCCAGAAAAUAGAUACUCAACAGAGUGUGUUCACUGUAGUUGGAGCGAUCUACGGGGCUGUGCUUUUCUUGGGGAUUAACAACUGUUCAUCAGCUAUUCGAAAUUUAGAAACAGAACGAAAUGUUAUGUACCGUGAAAGAUUUGCAGGGAUGUACUCAGCGACAGCUUAUGCAUUAGGUCAAGUCGUGACUGAGAUACCUUACUUGUUCAUACAAGCAGCCGAGUUUGUGAUCAUAACAUAUCCUAUGAUCGGUUUCUAUGCUUCAACCUACAAAGUCUUUUGGGCAUUGUACUCUAUGUUCACUUCACUUCUCACUUACAACUAUCUCGCAAUGUUCCUCAUCUCCAUCACACCAAACUUCAUGGUUGCCUCGAUUCUUCAGUCGAUUUUCUAUGUUAAUUUUAACCUCUUUUCCGGGUUUCUGAUCCCUGAGACGGAAGUUCCAAGGUGGUGGAUUUGGUUAUAUUAUAUAACACCAACGUCAUGGACACUCAACGGGUUUUUCUCGUCUCAGUAUGAAAAUAUUCACGAGGAGAUCAUUGUCUUUGGAGAAUCCACGACGGCUUCAAAAUUCUUAGAAGACUAUUUUGGAUUCCAUCAUGACCGUUUGGCAGUUACAGCGGUUGUUCAAAUCGCUUUUCCUAUUGCAUUGGCUUUGAUGUUUGCAUUCUUUGUUGGCAAACUCAAUUUCCAAAGAAGAUGAUGAUCUUGGCGAUUUUCACCUUCCUAGUAUACAGUUUGUUUGUUUCUUGUGAA
Brassica oleracea var. oleracea is the source of this 4807-nucleotide messenger RNA. RefSeq names its product ABC transporter G family member 37. Lineage: Eukaryota; Viridiplantae; Streptophyta; Magnoliopsida; Brassicales; Brassicaceae. Gene Ontology annotation, molecular function: ABC-type transporter activity; ATP hydrolysis activity; ATP binding. Gene Ontology annotation, cellular component: membrane. The record is from RefSeq and is a predicted model, not a curated record. Bases 324 to 4754 code for a protein of 1476 amino acids. The transcript has 22 exons.